AUGGAGGAAGUCCCAGUCUUGAUCGUUGGGGCUGGUCCCUCAGGGGCUACAACGGCACUGCUCUUGGCUGAUUUGGGUAUCAAAUCACUUGUAGUAUCAAGGCACGCGUCUACUGCGAAUACACCAAGAGCUCACAUUUUCAAUCAGCGAGCUAUGGAGGUGCUACGAGAUGCAGGUCUUGAGACGAAGUUGAUGAACCUGCAGCACGCUUCGUGGCUGGAUUCGCUCAACGGAGAGGAAUAUGGGCGACUUUGGGCCUGGGGUAACAAGCCGAACCAGAAGGGAGAUUAUGAGGCUGCCAGCCCCUGUGUGAUGUCCGACAUACCACAGAGCGCCCUUGAACCUGUAUUGGUAGAGGAAGCAACCAAACUAGGGGCUGAAUUCCGAUUUUCCACCAGCUUUGUGUCCUUCAAAGAAGUCAAAGAUGGGGUCAUUACGACUCUCCGGGAUCGCAACGACAACAGGGAGUACACGGUGGUUUCUCGUUAUUUGGUCGGCGCUGAUGGUGCGAGAAGCAGUGUGCUGGACAGCCUGGGCAUCAAAGUAGUUGGCCGACAAUUGAACACGGCAUUCAAUGUUCACAUCAAAGCAGAUCUAACCAAGUUUCUGUCCCAUCGGCCAGGUAGCUUGAAUUGGGUCCUGAACACUGAAGCUCCGGAAUGGUCAGCCGUGGGCAAUUUUCGUCUGGUCAAGCCGUGGAAUGAGUUUGUCGUGUCUAUGCAUCCCUCGACAAAACAUUCCCAGACGUUCCAGCCAAGCGAAGAGGAUGUAAUCAAGCGAAUACACCAGAUGAUUGGCGAUAACACCGUCAAAAUUGAAGUGCUCUCCACAUUCUCCUGGACAAUCAACGAUCAGGUAGCUGAGCGUUGGCAGGAGGGUCGAGUUUUAUGUAUCGGAGACGCUACGCAUCGUCAUCCACCGAUCAACGGGCUCGGAAGCAACACUUGCAUAUCCGACGCGUUCAAUCUCGCUUGGAAGCUGGGCUAUGUUUUGAAAGGCUGGGCUUCGACCUCUCUACUCGACUCUUUGACAAUAGAGCGCAAGCCAGUCGGCGACGGAGUCGUCCGGCGAGCCAACGACGGUAUGGAGGCUCACAGAAGACUUUGGAGUCUGCUCGGACUAGACCCAGAGGGGCGCAAGAAGGCGACCGACCUCAUGCAGUCGAGUACAGCAGCUGGGGCAGAGAUGCGCGAAAAGAUUCGAAUCGCCCUGGAAGCGACUGAGGAUGAAGUGCAAGCGCUGGGCAUCCAGAUGAACCAACGGUACCUAUCCUCGCCGGCCACUGUGGUGGAGCCUGGCGACACAGCGCCAGAUCUCAGCAGUGUGAAUCCCAUCAGGCAAGUUUGGAUCAGCACUUUUCCUGGCUACCAUCUACCUCAUGUAUGGCUAGCAACAGGCGGUCAAUCCGAAAGAAUCUCUACACUGGAUCUGAGUGGCCACGGGGGUUUCACGCUUUUCACUGGGAUCGGUGGAGACUCCUGGGUGCAAGCCGCACAGGUUUUAUCGGGGUUGAAUAAAGCCCCCCUCAGGGCGUACACCAUAGGCUUCAGGUGCGACUACAUGGAUUGCUAUCGGGAUUGGGUCAAGGUCCGUGGUGUAAGCGAGACUGGCGUGGUCCUCGUCAGGCCCGACCAAUUUGUUGGCUGGCGUUGUCAUGAGCUUGUGCAAGAUCCAGUCGGUAAGCUAUCCUCCGUCCUGGAGCAAAUACUAGGAAGCCAAGGGUGA
Molecule: messenger RNA, 1725 nt
Organism: Exophiala xenobiotica
Lineage: Eukaryota; Fungi; Ascomycota; Eurotiomycetes; Chaetothyriales; Herpotrichiellaceae
Exons: 2
Coding region: 1-1725 (574 amino acids)
Molecular function (GO): FAD binding
Source: RefSeq, a predicted model, not a curated record